AAGUGGCCUUGCCGAGCCCCUGGGGCUGCCCGUCGCGUCACAGUCGGCGGCGUGCCCGCUUCCAAGAUGGCGGCGGCGGCGAUGUCCGGCGCGCUCGGCCGGGUGGGCUGGAGGCUCCUGCAGCUACGGUGCCUGCCCGUGUCCCGUUGCCAGUGUUCCGUGGUGUCACGUGCCUUCCAUGCUUCAGCCAUGCAGCUAAAGUCUUCCGAUGAGCAGAAGCAACAACGUCCCCCGUCUUUUUCUCAGCAACACUCUGAGACACAUGAGGCAGAAGAACCCAAUCCAGAAUCUUCUCGUUCACCUCCGAGGUACACAGAUCAGGGUGGUGAGGAGGAGGAGGACCACGAGAGUGAGGAGCAGCUGCAGCACCGCAUCCUGACGGCAGCCCUGAGCUUUGUGCCUGCCCAUGGGUGGACAGCAGAGGCCAUUGCAGAAGGAGCCCAGUCUCUGGGUUUGUCCAGUGCGGCAGCCGGCAUGUUUGGGGAUGAUGGCAGUGAGCUGAUACUGCAUUUUGUGACCCAGUGCAAUGCUCAGCUCACUCAUGUGCUGGAGGAGGAGCAGAAGCUGGUACAGCUGGGCCAGGCAGAGAAGAGGAAGACAGACCAGUUCCUGAGGGACGCGGUGGAAACCAGACUGAGAAUGCUGAUCCCGUACAUUGAGCACUGGCCCCGGGCCCUCAGCAUCCUCAUGCUCCCUCACAACAUCCCAUCCAGCCUCAGCCUGAUCACCAGUAUGGUGGAUGACAUGUGGCACUAUGCUGGGGACCAGUCCACUGACUUUAACUGGUAUACCCGCCGAGCUGUGCUGGCUGGCAUCUACAACACGACAGAGCUGGUGAUGAUGCAGGACUCCUCUCCAGACUUUGAGGACACUUGGCGCUUCCUGGAAAACCGCAUUAAUGACGCAAUGAACAUGGGCCACACUGCCGAGCAGGUAAAGUCCACUGGAGAGGCACUGGUGCAGGGACUCAUGGGUGCAGCAGUGACGCUCAAGAACUUGACAGGUCUAAACCAGCGCCGGUGAGCGGGACGGUGUGAGGUCGAGUGCCCAGAAAAAAGCUGCAGGUACAUUGAAAGGGCUUUGACAAAUAUGAAGUGCCGUUCAGGGUGUUAAUGAGGAAACGCUGAAGGACUCCUUAGGCACUACAACAGCCACCUGGAAACCAAAGGGCACUCGAUACAGCUGUACCCCACAAUCGGGUCACCUCUUCAGUUCCAAAUACCAGGCCAGGCCUCCUGAUGCCUUUCUGCGUUGCAGCUGUGUGAUCGAAAAAUGAAGCUCUCAUCCAAGCCAUCGAGCCACAGAAACCCAGCACGUCCCUGUCAUGGUCUCACGGAUGCCUUGAUCAUGUCUUAACCUUCCUAAAGUGUUCUCUGGGGCUCCCAAAUGAGAGUCAGGGUGUGGAGGCAUUACAAGGUGGCCGCGCACCCCUGGCAUGACCCGGACUUGUGCACACAGGUGUUACACACACACACACACACACACCCGGUGUUACACACACACACACACCCGGUGUUACACACACCCGGUGUUACACACACACACACACACACACCCACACCCACACACCCACCCACCCACCCACCCCCGGUGUCCUGUGCUGCACCUGGGAACCCUUCAGAAAGCUGCCUCACCUGAGACUGUGCCUCCAGACAGCAGUGCUCAGCCUGGCCAGAGGCGGGAACCUGGGCCCUUUGUCAUGUUACACCAGCACGUGUGGCAGGGCUAGCAGUGAACUUUAGAGGGUAAAAAUAGUAAUAAAUAUGUUUGAAGCGGUUUCAUGUUGGUAGUUAGUUUCCAUCUGGGCCACAGCGGGUAUCCAGGACCCCAGAGGGAGAUAGUAGUGAUGCCGGAAAGGCUUGAGGCUGGCAGCCAGAAGGCCCGGGCUCUGGUCCUUGUGCAGCCUACUGCUAGUGGGUGGUCACGGCAGGUCUGCCUCCCUGGGCCUGUGCUUCCCUCUGGAAGUGUGGGUGAUGGUGGCCUUCCCCGCACUGUUAGCUCCCUUGGCUGCUAUUUUCUAUCACUGAUCAUUUCAGGGAUCUGUUCUUUAGCAUUAAUUUCCUCUGUCUCUACAGUGGCUGGGCUCCCUUUGCAAGUCUGGUUAACUCUUUUGUAGUCUUCUCGAGCUACUAUAACAAAAUACCAUAGAUAGGGUGACUUUACAACAGACAUUGGUUUCUCACAGUUCUGGAGGCUGGGAAGUCCAACAUGAAGGUGCCAGCCAGUUCCUGGUGAAGUCUUUCUGACUUGCCACCUUUUCUCUAUGUUCUAACAGGGCAGAGAGCGAGCUCGCUCCAGUGUCUCCUCCUGUUCUUAUAAGGGCACUCUUCCUUUCAGGAAGGCACUAUUCCUACUCUCCUGACCUCCCAAAGACUCCAUCCCCAAAUACCACGUUGGGCAUUAGGCUUUAGCAUUUGAGAGGAACACAAUUCAGUCCAGAGCAUCUGUCUUCUGCGUUCUUCUGUCUGACCUAAGUUGACGGGGUAUUGAUGGGGGAAGUCACCAGCUGAUAGGUGUUUCCAAUCUUUUGGCCUUCCACCUGCCCCUUUCUGCACCUCUUUAAUUCUUUGUAUCAUGACUCCCUGUCAAGUCCCCUACGUACCAAAUUUCAUUCCAUUCUCAUGGUUCCAUAGCAUCCCUCUUGCACUCAACAACCUUAAUCCUUAAUUUCCUGAGAUGACACAGGCUGUGAAGCACAGGCCCCCUCAGUGCCCUUUCUCUCUGUCUCAGGAAGAGUGUCACCCCCAGCUAAGGCAAACUCUUUAUCUCCUCUCUUACUUUUCUGCCCCUUAAAUGUAGCUCCUGCUAAGUUCUAUUUUAGAGCCUCUUCUCUGUUAUGAGCAGGUGCCCAUUCAGACCUUUCUCCAGGCUAUGGGUGGGGUGG
This is a messenger RNA of Zalophus californianus (California sea lion), 2884 nucleotides long. RefSeq names its product coenzyme Q9 (gene COQ9). Gene Ontology annotation, biological process: ubiquinone biosynthetic process. Gene Ontology annotation, molecular function: lipid binding. The record is from RefSeq and is a predicted model, not a curated record. The coding region runs from base 67 to 1023 and encodes 318 amino acids. Gene Ontology annotation, cellular component: mitochondrial inner membrane. NCBI's taxonomy places the organism in Eukaryota, Metazoa, Chordata, Mammalia, Carnivora, Otariidae. The transcript has 9 exons.